CGGCCUCAAAAGGAUGCUCCAGAACAAGACACUAACUAGCAGCAGUGCCGUUUCAGCUGCCCUGGACCCGAGGCGGAAUUUCUCUCGUGUCUGCAGUGAGUGAGACAGAAUUGAACUGCUUUGCCUGAAGCAAGUGAAAUGAUUCUUCUCCUGUUGUUUCUGUCUCCUCUCCUGAAACUCAACUUGCAGUAUCAUUGAAGCUGAUUACAAGGGAACCAAAGACACCGCCUAACACAGUUCUGAGGUGAGUAUGAUCAACCUUUGAAGAAGCUAAAUAACUGACAACCUGUCAAUAUAACCUGUCCCCUGUUGGAGCGCUCAACAAAAAGUAAUUAAGAGGACCCAGGCCACCCUCAGGCCCAAAGACUCGCUGUUGGUGGGAACCCUCUAAGGCUGUGGAGCCUCCGAGUGGGCCGGAUUUGGGUGUCGGAAUGGAAACAGUUUGAUCAUUCAGGCCAGGUGGUCCUGCAUCUUCAAUAUGGAAUGUACGUUUGGCCCUGUGCUGUGGUCCUGGCCCAGUACCUGUGGUUUCACAGAGGAUCUCUGCCAGGAAAGGCUGUCUUAGAGAUUGGAGCUGGAGUGAGCCUUCCAGGAAUCAUGGCUGCAAAAUGUGGUGCUGAAGUAAUACUGUCAGACAGUUCAGAGCUGCCUCACUGUCUAGAGAUCUGUCGGCAAAGCUGCCAAAUGAAUAACCUGCCUCAGGUGCAUGUUGUGGGAAUCACGUGGGGUCAUGUAUCUCGGGAUCUUCUGGCUCUACCACCGCAAGACAUUAUUCUUGCAUCCGAUGUGUUCUUUGAACCAGAAGACUUUGAAGACAUUUUAACUACAGUUUACUUUUUGAUGCAGAAGAACCCCAAGGUCCAACUGUGGUCUACUUACCAGGUAAGAAGUGCUGACUGGUCACUUGAAGCUUUGCUCUACAAGUGGGACAUGAAAUGUGUCCAAAUUCCUCUGGAGUCUUUUGGUGCAGACAAAGAAGAUAUAGCAGAAUCUGCCCUUCCAGGAAGACAUACUGUUGAAAUGCUGGUCAUCUCCUUUGCAAAGGACAGUCUCUGAAUUAUACCUAAAAGCUGUUUUGGGACAAUGUCAAUACUGAUUAGCAACCUGGCAAGCCAACUGCAUGACUCAGACCACUUUCAGCUUGACUACAGUGGAUCUGAAGAUGGUCAGAUCUGUUGGCUUUAGAUUGUGAUGGGUCACAUAACCAUUAAAACAAAAAUUAAAACUCCUAUAAGAAAAAGAACUUCGAUUGUUCCUAAGUCAUUAAAAAAGGGCAUAAAUUAGGUUAUGAGAAGAGAGUUACUCAAAACCUUAACAAAGUGCUACCUUAGAGCAUUGAGGAUAGUAGGUACUGAACUGGCAUUUCCACUUUAUAACUUAGGGGGGAAAAAAAUCAACUACUAAACAUUUCACUUUCAUUCUAUACAGUCAGUAACAUUCACAAGAUAAUUGCACAGGUCUUUCAAAUAAACGGGGGAAAAAAGACCAAGACAUAUUCUGAGAAAAGCUAACACCAAGAAAACGUUUUAAUUAAACUACAGAAACAAUGGUUAUAGUACAGAAUAUUCAUGAGCAAAAAGAUACACCAUGUUAUAAGUACUUACAAAGUUACAAACCAUUUGUUUCCUUAACAUUUUCCACAUUUUAAGUUCAUACAUGAAGAUAAUCGGAUUUACCAUUUUUUUUGGGGGGGGGGGAGGAGAGGAAGAAAAAAAAAGGUGUAUUAUCAUCGCUAGAUGUGCUCACUGUAUGCUCCGUUAUUUAUAUGCAAGGCCCGGGUGACUGGAAGUGCAGUUGUCAGGCAUUUUAAUAAACUGGACAGCCAUUUGUUUCUGCACGACAAGGCAUCUUUACACAGGAGCAAUCAGGAGAAAACAGGAAACAGCCAAGCACUCUGCACUGCAACACGCCACCUUAACAGCUAACCAGCAUUACUCAACUGCUACACAACUGCGCCUAGUGCACAAAAAUACAUAAGAGAAGAGAUUAGAAUUGUGUUUGGUAAACAAUCCUUUAAAAAAAAAAAAAAAUCAAGUCUUUUCACCUGAAAAGUCUUUAUACAAAUUUGGGUUCAGUUUACCAUUUAGACCUGAAGGUAAAUAACA
This is a messenger RNA of Kogia breviceps (pygmy sperm whale), 2105 nucleotides long. Lineage: Eukaryota; Metazoa; Chordata; Mammalia; Artiodactyla; Physeteridae. The record is from RefSeq and is a predicted model, not a curated record.